This is a messenger RNA of Epithele typhae, 1440 nucleotides long. Its product is annotated as ACBP-domain-containing protein. Gene Ontology annotation, molecular function: fatty-acyl-CoA binding. Bases 1 to 1440 code for a protein of 479 amino acids. The transcript has 6 exons. NCBI's taxonomy places the organism in Eukaryota, Fungi, Basidiomycota, Agaricomycetes, Polyporales, Epitheliaceae. Gene Ontology annotation, biological process: fatty acid metabolic process. The record is from RefSeq and is a predicted model, not a curated record.
AUGGACGCCAAUUCACGCCAGCUCAUUGAUGCUCAAUUUGACCGCGCAGUCGAGAUUGUGCAAGGCUUUCCCAAGACGGGGCCUAUUCAGACGGGGUAUGAGGACAAGUUGAACAUGUACAGCUUGUACAAGCAAGCCACUGUUGGCAAUGUGCAAGGUCAACGUCCGAACGUCUGGGAUAUGCUUGGGAGAGCGAAGUGGGAUGCUUGGGCGAAGCACAAGGACCUUGAUCCUUACGAGGCCAAGUGGUUGUACGUUGAAGCUCUUCUUAAGGUACUUCGCAAAUACUCCGACAAGACUGUGGCGAGGGACUUAGUGCGGGAAUUGGAAGCGUAUGCCGGCGAUCCCACCAACCUUGUUAUGAGCGAAUGUGCGACAGGUGUUACAUCACCUGGUUCAGACUCUUCCGGGUCCUCAGAAGCAGGUCCCUCAGGCCAGAUGGCAUCGGCCUCGUUGCGGCAAGCGCAGUAUGCACAAGCGCAGGCCCUCCAGGCCCAGCAACGUGGGCCUGGACCUGACCCAUUGGAGUCGGAAACGGACGAGAGCACUACUGACGAGGAAGACGAAGAGCUAGACCGGGUUCCUCAUUCCCUGGUUCCGCCUCACGCCGCAGGGCAGCUCAAUCGUCCUCAGUCGUCGCUCUCUUCUCGCCCUUACAGAACACCCAUGGCAAGCACUCUACUAAUGUCACCCCCACCGCAAGCUCUUGUUCCCACUUCUCAGCCUCACCCCGGAUUCCAAACGCAGUCGGCGUUCGCCGAGUCUUCUACAUCUAUACCCUCUUCUGCAUUCCCCCCCACUACCAGCCUCUCGUAUCCUGAACAACUCGCGCGCUCGCCCGAGUUUCCUCCAUCCGCCCAAGGCUACCCCUCCAGGGCAGGAUACCGCCCCCCAUCCACCACCGGCACUCGACAGUACCCACUCCAGGCGGGUCCACCCCGACCCGCAUCACUCCCACUACUUGAACGUGCGGUGGAGAGCGUGCAGGCGCACCUCGCCGCCAUCACCGAACGGCUUGAAACCCUCGAGGGCGUUGUCCACCACUCUACCGCCUCGCUCACCUCUAUCGGGCGCGGGAGUCCGUACGCUUACGGGCACGCCGGUGGGCGACCAGACGCGCCACCUCUGCAGUGGGAUCUAGACGACAUGGGCAUGUGGUCGAUCGUCCUCCGGCCGCUCGCUCGCGCACUCCGGCUCUUCCGCCAGCUCGCGGUCUUCCUCGCGAGCGGAGACGCGCACGGGGGCCGCACGCCGACCUUUGUCGUCAUCCGUCGGCUGUUCCUUGACAUCUCUUUCGUGCUGUGCGUGCUCGCGGUCGCCACGACGGGAUGGCGGCGGACGGGCGUGCGCCGGCGGGAGGUGUCGGUGGCACUAAACGUGCUGUGGAGGGCGAUCGUGGGCCAGCAGGCACCGCGGCACAUGGCGGAGAGGGGGGUGUAG